This is a messenger RNA of Penicillium angulare, 1506 nucleotides long. RefSeq lists its product as uncharacterized. Gene Ontology annotation, biological process: cytoplasmic stress granule assembly; P-body assembly. Gene Ontology annotation, molecular function: mRNA binding. The transcript has 5 exons. Gene Ontology annotation, cellular component: P-body. Bases 1 to 1506 code for a protein of 501 amino acids. NCBI's taxonomy places the organism in Eukaryota, Fungi, Ascomycota, Eurotiomycetes, Eurotiales, Aspergillaceae. The record is from RefSeq and is a predicted model, not a curated record.
AUGGAUAUGAACCACUUAAUAGGUCAGCGUUUCAACCUGAUCUCUAAGAGUGACAUUCGAUAUGUCGGCACACUUCAUGAAAUUAACCCAGAGGCAUCCACAAUUGCGUUGGAAAAUGUCAUGUCCCAUGGAACUGAGGGUCGUCGAGGAGACGGAACUGAUGUUCCUCCCUCUAACAGCGUUUACGAAUACAUCGUAUUCCGAGGCAGCGACGUGAAGGAUAUUAGCGUCGCAGAUGAGGAGAAGAAGGAGAACACACAGCCUGAACCUCCUCGGGUUCCUGACGACCCCGCCAUCUUAGGAAACAUGCCCCGACCGGGUCCUCCACCUGGCCAAGAACCAGGACCUGCUCCUGGCCUCCAAGGGCCUCCACAGCCACACAGCCAGCAAGGACCUCCCGGGUAUCCUCAACAGCCUCCAUUCCAGAGCGGUCCCUACCCUCCAUAUGGUCAGCGUUUUGGUCCUCCCCCUCCUUUCCCCCCUGGCCCUGGCUUCCCACCUUAUGGUGCUCCUCCGGGUGCCCCACCCGGAUGGUUCCCACCUCCCGGACAUGGCUUCCCCCAGGGACCAGGACAGUUCCCUCCCAACAUGCCUAUGGGACCCCACGGUCAGCAGCUCCCUCCUCAGCAGCGCCCAGGUCCUCCCGGAGUGCCACCUCACCCUACCUCAGAGCUUCCUGUCGGCGAUAAAGUCCCAAGCAAGCCAGCCACCCCAGCUGCCCAGAAUGCCCCCACUCCUCCAAUUGAGUCCAAGCCUUCUGUAGCUGAAGCGGUUCAGGGAUUGGGUGGCCCAACUGCCAUUCCCCAGAAGAGUGGCCGGGUUGUCCCCGCAAUUCCCAUCGCGGCCCCCAAGUCUGCUGCUCCAGCUGGUGGUGCACAUGGCAACGCCUCUAUUACGGAUGCCACAGCCGCUGCAACAGCUGCCGUCGCUGCCGCGAUGGCUAAGCUUCCUCAGCCAGGUGUAUUGAAUAAGCCUGGUCAGGGUGACGUUAAUGUUGAUGGUCUUGCGCGCAGAAUGAAUGACAUGCGCCCAUACGAUGGUACUCGUGCCCCACGGGGUGGUCAUCAGCACCCCCGUGGUGGUCGUGGCGGUGUCCGCAACCAGCAGCACAAGAAGAUUGAAGUCCCAACCUCCGACUAUGAUUUUGAAACUGCCAAUGCCAAGUUCAACAAGCAAGAUUUAGUGAAAGAGGCCAUCGCUACUGGAUCUCCAGCUGCCGAGGCUGAGUCACAGGCUAGUGCUGAGCUGGAAGUUCUUGAAGUUCCCCCCAAUGGCACUACUUCAGGUAACGGGCCGUACAAUCGAACCGCGUCCUUCUUCGAUAAUAUUUCCAGCGAGGCUCGUGAUCGCGAGGACAACUCCCUCACCCGUCCCGGUGGCCGCGAGUGGCGUGGCGAAGAGGAAAAGCGAAACAUCGAGACCUUCGGUCAAGGUAGCGUUGAUGGUUAUCGCGGCCGGGGCAGAGGCCGCGGUCUCAACCUUCCACAAUCUUCUGUUUUGUCUUGA